AUGAGGCCCGCCGUGACUCUGGCCUCUCGCACGAUCCAGCGUCGUCUGGCUUCGUCGGCUACCCGCACCUACCAGUACUCUGCACAGCACCAGGCCGAUUGGGGCAAGCAGCUUCGCAGGGUCAGCGUCCAGAUUCCGACUUACGCGGUUGGAAUCAGCAUGAUGCUCGGCUGGCCCAUGGCGAUCCGGUACGGCGAGGAGCAGUGGGCUUUGCGACAGUGA
Geosmithia morbida is the source of this 222-nucleotide messenger RNA. RefSeq lists its product as uncharacterized. Lineage: Eukaryota; Fungi; Ascomycota; Sordariomycetes; Hypocreales; Bionectriaceae. The coding region runs from base 1 to 222 and encodes 73 amino acids. The transcript has 2 exons. The record is from RefSeq and is a predicted model, not a curated record.